This is a messenger RNA of Tarenaya hassleriana, 811 nucleotides long. RefSeq lists its product as uncharacterized. The transcript has a single exon. The coding region runs from base 127 to 651 and encodes 174 amino acids. Lineage: Eukaryota; Viridiplantae; Streptophyta; Magnoliopsida; Brassicales; Cleomaceae. The record is from RefSeq and is a predicted model, not a curated record.
CACUGUAUACUAAAGUGUUGCUAUUUUUGGUUCACUCGCGCUUCUUCUGGCGCGUGAGCUUCCUUCACUCCUCCGGAACGAAUCUCUCCGCCGGAUCCGUCGUCACGGCCGCCGGAGAAUAUUAGCAUGGCGACGAGUAUCCACAUCACGGCCCUAGACGGCGUUGUUAACGUGAACUCGCUCUUCACUCUCGCAGUCUUCAUCGGACUCGCUUGGAACCCUCGCGACCCGUCUAACAGCCUGGUGUCCGACCCUAACUGCAACCCGACAUCGCGAAUGGCGGAAGAUCUCGUUGCCUUCCAUGUCUACUCCUUCGCUUCGUUCCUCUUCUCCAGCCUCAUCGCUCUGGGUCUCAAGCAGGCCAUACGCCUCAACAUCACGGCGUCGUUUCACGUCCCGACAAGGCUCGAGCCCGUGGUCUACUACGUCAACAAGUCGGUUCUUCGGUUGGGCAUGCUGGUUUCGGGUGUGGGCUCGGUUUGUGGAUGUGGGUUUCUCAUGAUGGCUCUUGUUAAUGUCGUUCAGAUCAAGGUUGGAACUUUGGCCUGUGGAAGUGGACAUGCUUAUGCCGCCGUCAUACCUCUCCUGAUAUUGGUCCCUUCUGCUCUCUUGAUCUAUGCUUCUCUUGUCCUGUAUGCUUUUACUCGUUAGGUUACUGGGCAGAAGUUGUGUUUGUUGUAGUUUUAAACGUGGUUAUUCUGUUGUAAUUGGUAUUGGAAGACGAGGGUGAUGCGAGAAUGUUAUACGGGCGCGUCUAUUACUUGUGAUUCGGAUUAGAUUAUGAUGAAAUGGAAGUUUUUGGUGAUCAAUA